CCUCGACGUUGGCCGACGUUGGCCGCUUCCCCCUUCCCUCACUUCCGCCAACAAAGAGAGCUUCAAACCCCACAUGAACGAACCACCAUCUUUUGACGGGCUUCUAACCCGCAAUCCAAUUCAAAGCAACCCCGUCGAAUGUCCUGAGCCGCAGCCUCUCCGACACUGCACCGGCUAGCGCUCCCCAACCGGACCGCCCGUCGCCGUAACAGCAGCACCGAGACCAAAGACACACGCACGACAUGAUAACCACCACAUCACCAAGCCACCGGCGCGGGACGCCGAGCACGUCCUCCACCCAGAGCCUCCUCACCCACGGCCCGAUUCAAUCCUGGAUUCGCCGCCUUCGCCCUUUACUGCCCAGCUUCGUCGCCGACGACCUCUUCCCCGAGCACCGCCCGACAUGGCGGCUGCACCCGACGUCAUACCUCGACGGCCUGCGCGGCAUCGCCGCCAUCAUCGUCUUCAUCUGCCACUACACCGAGAACAACUUCCGCCCGCUGACGAGGCCGUACGCGCCUAUCCCACCCGCCCCAGGCCCCGACCCACCCCUGGACGAGCCGCCCAUGUACGGCAGUAAGGAUCUCCCUGACUCGCUGAUCCAGCUGCCGUUUGUGAGAUGCAUCUUCUCGGGUCGGCCGAUGGUUCACAUCUUCUUCGUCAUCUCGGGUUUCGCGCUGUCAUAUAAGCCGGUGCAGGCGCUGCACGCGCGCGACACGGCAAAGUGCUACGCGGCGCUGGCGUCGUCGGCCUUCCGGCGCCCCUUCCGCCUCUUCGGCCCCUGCAUCGUCUCGACCUUUCUCAUCAUGUGCCUGCGCCAGCUCGGCUGCCUGCCGGGGGGCCAGGAGACGCUGGCCGAGGAGCUCUGGCGCUGGCGCGGCGCCGUCUUCCACCAGGUGACCUGGCCCUGGGCCUGGGAUCACGACCUGCGCCCCGCCUACGACGUGCACCUGUGGACGAUCCCGAUCGAGUUCGCACACUCGAUGCUGCUCUUCAUGGUGGUGCUGAUGCUGUCGCGCGUGCGGCUGCCGGUGCGCCUCGCGGCCGAGCUGGGCCUGAUCGGCUACUGCUUGGUCUGCGGCAAAUGGGCCGGGUUCGAGUUCCUGGCCGGCUUGUUCCUGGCCGAGAUGCACGUCCUGCGGGCCGCCAGGGCGAAGGAGUGGGAGGGGCAUGAGGAGAUGCUCCGCUCGCGAGGCUCGACGAACUGGGCCCUCAAGGCUUUUCAGGUCUUUCUCAUCGUGCUAGGCUUGUUCAUCGGCGGCUGGCCGAACCGAUUCGCAGACAGGACGCCCGGCAUUCGCUACUUCCUGGUGCUCACGCCGUCUCCGUUCGCCACGAUGGACGCCCUGGCGCCACAAAAGUUCUGGUUCGGCUUGUCAGCCGUCGCGACCGUCUGGGCCUUGGGGGAUCUUGCCCCCCUGCGGAGGUUCUUCGAAGGCCCGUUGGCGCAGUACUGCGGCCGGAUCAGCUAUGCCGUGUAUAUCUGCCACGGGCCCGUCGAGGAGCUGUUCAAGGACUGGUUCCUCGGGCACCCUCCAAUCCCGGAAUACGGGGAACCCGGGGCACCGGAUUACAAGCCGCCUCUGCCCGCAACGGGAGUCAAGGGGCUUGUCGGGUACGAAACCAUCACCCAGAUUACCGUUGGCUGGAUUUUGGGGCUCUGGCUCCUCGCACCGGUCGUUAUUUGGGCGGCAGAUCUCUUCUGGCGAGGUGUCGACAGCCCGCUUGUCAGACUUGCUAGGAAGUUGGAGAUGAUGUGCCUGCACGAGACCGAGCCGAGUCCAAGGAGCCAGGGGUACUCUGCAGCUGCGUGACGUUGAACAUUAUUCCUGCAUUCUGGCGCACUUGUCUUUUAGGUCCUUUUAAUUUCAUGUUUUUUUUCUUCCGUGGAG
Thermothelomyces thermophilus ATCC 42464 is the source of this 1892-nucleotide messenger RNA. RefSeq lists its product as uncharacterized. The transcript is spliced from 2 exons. Gene Ontology annotation, biological process: polysaccharide biosynthetic process. The record is from RefSeq and is a predicted model, not a curated record. The coding region runs from base 243 to 1814 and encodes 523 amino acids. NCBI's taxonomy places the organism in Eukaryota, Fungi, Ascomycota, Sordariomycetes, Sordariales, Chaetomiaceae. Gene Ontology annotation, cellular component: membrane. Gene Ontology annotation, molecular function: acyltransferase activity, transferring groups other than amino-acyl groups.